Molecule: messenger RNA, 1068 nt
Organism: Aspergillus fumigatus Af293
Lineage: Eukaryota; Fungi; Ascomycota; Eurotiomycetes; Eurotiales; Aspergillaceae
Exons: 2
Coding region: 1-1068 (355 amino acids)
Source: RefSeq, a predicted model, not a curated record
AUGGACAAAACAACAAUACGGUCAUGGGACCCAUCAGCCCCCUCCCUCCUCUGGGCUCACCAGAUCCGCCGCGAGAACAUCCACCUGGUCAACCAGCUCGAGAGCACAAGAGCCGAUCUCGCCGGCGCCAUCUUAUCAAUCGCUGAACUGAAGCAGCAACUGAAUGAAGUACGAGAACAGGCACAGACAGCCAACACCAAUCACGAUAUAUGCGCCCAGAGGCUGAAGGACAUCACGGACAGACUUGAAACUAGGUUGGAGGGGAUGUCUAGUCGGCUUGAUGUCAUUGAGCGUGAGAAUGGCCACUUGAGAGAGAGCCUCGAUAGUAUCGAACGGAAAUGCAGGGAGCAGACGGGACUGGCUGAAUUGGGGAAGUCGAUACAGAGGCAGGUUCUGAAUGAGGUUCGGGCUUGGUUUAGGAGAGAGAAGGAGGGUCUACGAGGUGGAGUGGGAGGUCCAGAGGGUGGUGACUCUACAGGAGUCAAGCAGGCAUCUCCAGAACCAGACAUAGUACCCGAUUCAAUGGGCCUAGCUGAGUCCGCUCCUUUCGCUCAAAAAGGCUCCUUACGAAGUCUCACCGAGACUACGUGGGGUUCCUCUCGCCAUUCGCAACAAUAUUCGAACCGAAUUGAUCUCCACCCGGAGAAGGAACGGAUUGCCGAACCCGAUUCAGCUAUGCUUCCGCAGAUCAGACAGGGCGGACGAGAUCUUGAGGACUAUCUCUCGUCCGUCGAGGAGAUGCGGGCACAGUUGUCUCUGCGGAAGAGAGAAGGCGAGAUCGUCGCGGCUUUUGUGCGGGGGCUUUACGAUGCCGGGACGAGAGGUCGAGUGGAAGGCGAGAUGGAUAGAGCGGGGUGGUCGUGGGAUACGCUGGGGAAGAUAGUGGGCAAAGAGACUGGAAAGCAGCAUAAGCAUGCCGUGGAACCAAAGCGAGCUGUUAAGGGGGACGUCGAAGAGCGCGUAGCAGCUGUACAGGCACCGGGUGAAGUCCACAUAUUCAGACCACGUAAGAAGCAAAGGAGGUUCAUACCGAUUGUGCCAGCGGAUGAAGAUGAUUUGAUAGUGUAA